AUGGCCAACCAGCUCGUCGGCGUCAACGCUGGAUUGCAGCUGGGCCCUCCCAACGGACCGAACGAGCCGCUGCCGCCCAAUCCGAAUGCGAUUGCUUUCCAGAAAAGACCCGCGAUUGACGUCAACGUCCGCCGACCUGGACCUCCGAACUGGCGCGAGACGCACCUGCAGCCCUUCGAGAGGAACUUAUACCACGAGCACUUCAGAACGGCGUGGCGGUCUCCCGAGGCAGCGAAGGAAUACCGAGAGCAAAACGGGAUCACAAUUGUGAGUGGACGCGGUGUUCCAAAGCCAGUGCUACACACUUACGAAGCCAACUUCCCCGUAUGCCUGGUCGAGGCCCUCGAGGCGAACAACUCCACCUCCUCUCCCACACCCGCUCAAGCCCAGUGCUGGCCCGUAGCACUCAAGGGCAGAGAUAUGCUCGCCGUUCUCGGAACCGGAACCGAAAGCAAGAUCCUGGCUUAUAUCCUCCCAGCCAUCGUUCACGUCCUACACCAGCCGCGCCUGGAACACAACCAGGGUUUCCAGGCACUGGUACUGGCUCCAACACCCGAGGAAGCCCGCGAGAUUCAUCGAGUGGUGGGCAAAUUCGAAACGUACACCAGGGUCCGUGCUACGUGCAUCUGCUCCGGCGACCCGAAGGACCGACAACUGAAGGAUCUGAACCGCGGCUUUCAAAUCUGCGUCGCGACGCCCGGUCGUCUCCACACAUUCCUCAAGGAGGAUAAGUUGGACAUCGGCCGGUGCACAUACCUCGUGCUGGACGAAGCGGACCGCAUGGCCGACAUGGGCUUCGAGCAGCAGCUCAUCUCUAUCGCCAGGUACGUCAGGCCCGAUCGGCAGACCAUAAUGUGGAUGUCAAGAAGACCGAGGCACCUCUACCGGCUUGUUGACGCACUGCUGAAGGACUACGUUGAAAUUCACAUCGGUAUGUGUCAGGCCUCGCCAGACCAGAGCGUUGCACACGUAGUCCGCGUUUCCACCGAGUAUGACAAAGAGGCUGGACUUGCCGCAGUCCUUGAGGACAUUCUGGGCGGGCAAGAGGAAGCAGCAGCCAGAAAGGUGAUCGUGUUUGCCGAAACAAAGAAGCGCGUUGACGACCUGGUGCACAAGCUGCGGCUCCGUGACUGGUCAGUCGUCGGUGUCCACGGCGGAACUUCGGAGAGAGCGCGGGAUUGGGCGCUGGCAGCAUUCCGCCGAGGCAAGACGCCCAUCCUGGUGGCGACCGAUUGUGGCCACGCCGGAACUGCCCUCAGAUGGCGAGCGCUUUGUGGUGAAUUACGAUUUCCCGAGUAG
Molecule: messenger RNA, 1299 nt
Organism: Rhipicephalus sanguineus (brown dog tick)
Lineage: Eukaryota; Metazoa; Arthropoda; Arachnida; Ixodida; Ixodidae
Product: probable ATP-dependent RNA helicase DDX5
Exons: 1
Coding region: 1-1299 (432 amino acids)
Cellular component (GO): cytoplasm; ribonucleoprotein complex; nucleus
Molecular function (GO): RNA binding; RNA helicase activity; ATP binding
Source: RefSeq, a predicted model, not a curated record